Molecule: messenger RNA, 1917 nt
Organism: Maudiozyma barnettii
Lineage: Eukaryota; Fungi; Ascomycota; Saccharomycetes; Saccharomycetales; Saccharomycetaceae
Exons: 1
Coding region: 1-1917 (638 amino acids)
Biological process (GO): intracellular signal transduction; protein phosphorylation
Molecular function (GO): ATP binding; protein serine/threonine kinase activity
Source: RefSeq, a predicted model, not a curated record
AUGCCUAAACUGUUGUCGGGAAGCCUGUUCCAUCACUCGACUCAUGAUAAUCACCAUGGACAUGUGACCGAUGAUGACACUAGUAGCACUAAUAGUGGUGCUACAGUUGCUGCUGGCGCAGCAACUGUAGCUUCGUUAGACAGAGAGAGUCCUCCUGCUUUGAAAUCUACUAGAUCGUUUCUAGGGUUCAUUGGGAAAAAUAGCAGUAAUAAAUCGACAGAUUCUUUAGCUAGUAAAGAUCAUCACCACAAUAAUAAUAACAGUAGCACAACACACCAUAAUAACGAGGAUGUGAUCACCCCGAAGGCGUCGCAUUCGAUGCUGGAAUUGAAACGGUUCUUUAGACCCCCAAUUCAUAAGAAACCGCAAAGUAUUCAUCCCCAUCCACCAAUUGUACAUACACCUCCAUCUAGACAACCAAAUAAAUUGUCUUCCUCAAUGAAAGAAACGUUGAACCAUCAUUCAAAGAAGGACAGAUCUGCAUCGCCCGCAAGCGACCCCGGACAUACUCAAUCAGGGAUCCCACCAAGUACAGACUCUGCGUUAUCCCUGGCAAGCAAUAUUAAUAUUUAUCACGAUGAUACUAUAUUGGCCCAAAAAUAUGGGAAACUGGGGAAAACUUUGGGAUCCGGUGCAGGUGGGUCUGUGAAGAUUCUAGUACGACCCUCAGAUAAUGCUAUAUUUGCAGUUAAAGAAUUUAGACCAAGAAAGACAAGUGAAUCGAUUAAAGAGUACGCCAAGAAAUGUACCGCGGAGUUUUUAGUCGGCUCCUCUUUACAUCACCCAAACGUCGUCCAAACUAUGGAUGUCUUUAGUGAUUCAAAACAAAAUAAAUAUUUUGAGGUCAUGGAAUAUUUACCUGUGGAUUUCUUUGCUGUAGUGAUGACAGGGAAGAUGUCUCGUGGUGAAAUCAAUUGUUGUUUUAAACAAAUUUGUCACGGUGUCAAAUAUUUACAUUCGAUGGGGCUGGCUCAUAGAGAUUUGAAAUUAGAUAAUUGUUGUAUGAAUGAAUUCGGGAUAUUAAAAUUGAUUGAUUUUGGUUCUGCCGUAAUAUUUAGAUACCCUUUUGAAAAUAAAAUUAUUAAAUGUCAUGGAAUUGUCGGGAGUGACCCAUAUUUGGCCCCGGAAGUAUUACAACAUUCGAUAAAAUAUGAUCCACAAUGUGUGGAUAUUUGGUCAAUUGGGAUAAUCUUUUGUUGUAUGAUGUUGAAAAGAUUCCCUUGGAAAGUCCCUAGAGAUUCCGAUGAUAAUUAUAGAUUGUAUAGACUUAAGGAUAAUAUCGAACAUGAUUAUGUUGAAUCUGCAAAACAUCAUGAACAGUUAAUAAAACAAAGAAAAGAAAGUAAAAAUCAACAACAUAAUGAAACAGCUGUAAAUGCAACUGCGGAUAAUAAGGAAAAUAAUAAUGAUGAAGAUGAAGAGGAUGAUAAUGAUGAUAAUGAUGAUGAUGAUGAUGAUGGUGAUGAUAAUAAUAAUAACGGAGUAACAAUAACUCCAGUAGUUCAAAAACCUGAAGAAAGCAAGGAUGCAACUGUAGAAGUUGCUGAUGACACCAAGGAUGAAGAUAAAGCAGAACCUAAGAUUGAGAAAUUACAAAUAAAUAAUGACACUACUGGGACCCCAAUCAUUCAAAACGGAAAGAAGAAAUCUGAGAGUUCCCAUCACAAAAAGACCAUACAGGGGCCCUACCGUCUUCUAAGACUACUUCCACAUGCAGCCCGUCCUAUAUUAUCCAGGUUCCUGUUAAUAGACCCGACUACAAGAGCUACCUUCGAAGAUAUCUACAACGACGAAUGGUUCAAUUCUAUCCCUACUUGCACAAUGGAUAUCGACAAGAAAACCGUGCAAAGGGCUCAGGGUCAUCAUCAUACAUUGGUACGCGAAGAAAAUAACAAAGUACUCACUUAUAAAGUGUAG